Molecule: messenger RNA, 2454 nt
Organism: Oryza brachyantha (malo sina)
Lineage: Eukaryota; Viridiplantae; Streptophyta; Magnoliopsida; Poales; Poaceae
Product: OVARIAN TUMOR DOMAIN-containing deubiquitinating enzyme 6
Exons: 8
Coding region: 663-2327 (554 amino acids)
Biological process (GO): protein deubiquitination
Molecular function (GO): cysteine-type deubiquitinase activity; K63-linked deubiquitinase activity
Source: RefSeq, a predicted model, not a curated record
CCAUUUCCAUCGUCUUCUCGUCCUCUUCCGAGGCCUCACCUGCAGCUGCUCUCUCUCUUUCUCCCCCUCCACCCGAAGCAAAAUCCCCAAAACAACCGAGAGAAAAAAAAUCACGCGGCGAAGCCGAAAUUUCUUUCGAUUCGAUUUGAACAUAAACCCUAGCUCCGAUCCCCCUCGCGUCGGCCCCGAACCCGUGGACCCCCGUCGCUAGCUGAAUCGAACGCUACCGGUCGAUUCCCCCGACGAGGUAAUCCUAUCGAACCCCUCGAGAGAGAGCGAGAGGUUGGGGUAAUUGGUGUUGUUUUCUGGGAAAUUGAUCGGGUUGGCGGGCGAUUUAGGGUUUUUGGACGGGUGGCCCGCCGCCCUCUCCCAAGGGGACUAGCCUGCGCGUCUCGAUCUCGCGGGGAGCUAGGGUUUUGUGAUCUGAGUGUGAGAAGGGACUGGUGUCCGCCCUGGUUCUGAUGAGAAUUGGCAGUGGAAUGCUCAGAUUGGCUGCCGGCGACGACGAGAGGAGCAGCUCCCUUGGCAACGGCGGCGGAGGCGCCCGAUUCACCGCCCCCAAGGUCCGCACGCGUGAUAAAGGCGCGCUCGUGGCCCUCUGAUUCGAGGAGGAGGGGGUUGCUGGUGCGUCGACGUGGAGUCUUCUCUGAGGAGAGUGGGAGAUGACGAGGAUAUUCGUGCAGCGCGGGGCUGCCGGCUCCUCGUCCAGCUCUGGUCGCUCGGGCUCACAAACACUGCAGCAGCAGCAGCAGCAGCAGGCUACAUCAUCAGUUGCCCGGGAGGAGGAGCUGCCGCAGCAGCCUCAUCAGCAUCCAACGGAGCUAUUGUCUUCAGACGAUAUAACUGACCAUCUAUUGGAGGAUGUUGAUACCAUCAGUAAUAGUAAUAAGGCAUUGAGGCUAGAUGAUCCCACAUCAGAGAGUUCAAGCUCUGCAGAGGAGAGGGCUGUCAGGGAGAAACCUCCCAAAGAUGACUCCAAUGUGAUCGAUCCUGCUUUCUUGGUGGAGGAAUUAACAGGCCUCCAGUUUUCUGAUCAGUUCGAGGAGGAAAAUUCAGUGCAGUCAAGUAUUGGGCCGUCACAGAUUGCUGGUGUGGCAUCACAUUCACACCCACCACCUCCACCAGCGCCACCAGCCCCACCAGUCCCACCACCGAAACCAUCGUCUGGUAAUAAUGGGUUAAGGAGAAUGGGGUCUGGAAGCUCAAACAACGCACGGAUUGGAUCUUCAAGAAGGCCAGUUGCUUGGCCACCAGUGGCAGUCUGGGCAUCUGCUUCGGGUUCCCGGCCUUCUUCACCUAGAUCACUUGCUGAUAGUGAAGGGUAUAACAGUGCAGACGAGCAGGGCCCCUGUUACGCCUCUAGUUUUUAUGAUUCGGAAAGGGAGCGCAUGUUUGAACAUGACCUAAGACGAGUUAGAGGAUUUGAAAUCAAUAAGAUGGCUGAAGAUGGAAAUUGUCUGUUUAGAGCAGUUGCUGAUCAAGUUUAUGGUGAUCCAGAAACUUAUGACAUGGCUAGGCAGAUGUGUGUUGAUUACAUGGAAAGAGAACGCGAUCAUUUCUCCCAGUUCAUGACAGAAGGUUUUACAUCAUACUGUAGGAGAAAAAGAAGAGAUAAGGUAUAUGGCAACAAUAUGGAGAUCCAGGCAUUUGCUGAGAUGUACAAUCGUCCCAUUCACAUAUAUUCCUACAGUACAGAACCCAUUAACAUUUUUCAAGGAAGCUAUAACACAGAUGUCCCUCCAAUUAGGUUAAGUUACCAUCAUGGUAAUCAUUACAAUUCAGUUGUUGAUCCUCGCCGGCUGACAGUAGGGGCAGGCCUGGGAUUUAGCUCCCUUAGAGGGACAAAUAAUGUUGACAGGGAUCAGGUGAAGGCUGCAAUAAAAGCACAGCAAGAUCAGCAGAUUGAGAAUGCACUUCUGGCUGAAGGACGACUAUACUCUGAUUUGGAGUUGACUGAGAAGGAAAUAGAGCGGAUGGUGAUGGAGGCCUCACGGGCUGAGUAUCUGAAGCAGCAGCAGCAGCUUAACUUUAGAGAGUCAUCAACAUCAGGGGCAGAGCCAUCUUCUUCUGCUGCCAUUAGUGGAUCUUCUCGUUCGCCCGGAACUGCUGAUAGAGUUGGCGAGGAAUGUUUCGUUCUACCGGACACUGUGCUAACCCGCAGCAUGCAGCUGCUCUUGGCAAUGGGCUUCAGCUACAUCCAGGUCAUGGAAGCCUAUAGUAUAUUUGGUGAGGAUGUCGACUCAAUGAUCUACUACCUUGUGGAGAUGGGUGGUACAGGAGCAUCUGCAGGUGGUAGCAAUCGCAGGAAAGGAAAAGCCGCUGAGUGAAUGUGUACCUUUGACCGGCCAUGAUGAAUCGAAAUAAAAACCGAACUAUAACGCAUAAGCCACAGAAGAGAGAUGACAGACUUGUGGGUUGAAUGAGCUGAAAUGCCAAUAAAAUAAACUUUACUAC